Rattus norvegicus (Norway rat) is the source of this 6303-nucleotide messenger RNA. Lineage: Eukaryota; Metazoa; Chordata; Mammalia; Rodentia; Muridae. The record is from RefSeq and is a predicted model, not a curated record.
UAGCUCCCAAAUUCCUCAUUUAAGAAUCUCUAGGUUAGAACACACUAGGAUGCCCAGUUUGAAUCACUGUUCCUCAGACGCUAAGUCUCAGAUGUUUCUGUCCACACUGGAAUGAGUUAUCUGAUUUUUCAUCAGACUCAAUGUAGCCUUGGCAUAUCCUUUAAGGAACAUUUGUGAACUGACUUGAUGUAGGCAGAGAAUAGGGAAACAGUGGAACAGGUAUUUCCAGACCCUGGAUUUUGGAUAUAAUUGACUUUAUGUGGUACCUACCCUCCUCAUAUCCCCAAGUCUCCCUCUCUGCCUCCUUCCAGGCUCAGUCAGCAUCAUUUUCCCUGGGGACCAUAAGCUGCCAAGAAGCCCCGAGAGGAAGAGAGACUUCCGAUAUGAGCAGAUUACAGUCGACACUGGAAAGCCAUCUGACAAAGGGGAAGGCACCACAGAGACAGAGCUAUGUAAUUGGUUGUCAAUAUAUGUAUUUCAAAAUACAGUCUCCAGGUAUCCAACUUCCCAAGGAGAUAAAAAAGAAUCUUUCAGUGUGAAGGCUUGUUACAUCUCAAAGAAAGCAUGCUGGUACUUUGCAAGGACAGAGCAAGAAGGCAACAAUCCAGAGAGCUGUACAACAUAGGAUUUCUCUGACACCUUGUCCUGUCACAGCUCGGGGGGGCUUUAGAUUUUUGUCUUCUGUCUCUUCCUCUUUUGCAGCUUCCCAGGGUGAUGCAACCAAAUCCAUUGCUCGGAGUUUUCUGUGAGGCAGCAGCUGUGUAGUUUGGCCAGAUCCACUCUGCAGAGGAAAAUGAUGAUCUGAUUCUCCAUGUUGCCUCUGUCACUGAAAGAGGAUAAUAAUAAUAAUAAUAAGAAGAAACAUGUUUUUCUUCGCUCUUAGGGACUUGAGGCAGGAAAUUCAUUAGAUUUGACUAUGAGGUGUUUGAAGCACUGGCUGGGGGAGAGGCUGAGCACUGUUGGCAAAAUUAGGUUCUUGACCCACCCUGGAAAAAUGAGUGUUCCUCUGUCACCAGGGACUGGGUGGGAUGCCUCUAUUCUCCAGCGCUUGGUGGUGAAAACAGCUGUCAGUUUAACUGACUCACUCUGUGAAGACAUCAGAAAGGGAGACAAGAUGCCUCCCUGGCCAAAGCAAAAUGGGCCUCCUUUGGGAUUAUUGUCCUAGGCACUGGUGAGAAUAGAUGAGGACAUCAUGUCUGGGACCAGGCAGUCAGAUACUUGAAGCAGGAUAUCUACCUGGAGCCAAAACAGACAGGUACCCAAAGGCUUAGAAUAGUGACUUUCUUUUUUUCUAGCUCAGAAAUGGGAAAAACAUAUGGACCCUAGGGUUCCCAGUGUGUGGUGAAGACACCGUAAUGGCUUCUUUUGUAGGUGGCUGUCCCUUUUUCCAGAGCAGAGAGUGAUUUGAUAUUCCUACUGGGAAAAGCACAGACCAACCUUGACCCAAGAGUCUUUCACUCACUUAUUCACUUAGUAAGUAUUGAUUGGGCAUCAACAAUUAGCCACUGUUCUGAGAAGGCAGAAACAGACUGAGACAGUUAAAGACCUCAUUCCCAAGGUAUAGCCAGUUUAGCUGGAAAAGCAAGCAACCAUCAAGCAAAUAAUUUCCCCUUCACCCUCACCAGCAUGUGAACUCUAUCAGAGCAGAUUUUCUCUCUCUCUAUUUUUUUUUUUAAGAUCCGUUUUGUUCACUACUAUAUUCCUAGGACCUAGACUCGGUACUGAAUGUCUGUCACCAGUAGGUGGUUUGCUAAAUACUUGAAAAGAGAAGGCAAUUUCAGGUGAGGCCAAUAGAAGAAAGGAACCUGAGGGUGGUUAGAAGGAGAUGAAGUGGAUAGAGAGGGAUGUUGUUGUUAAAAUAUAAAAAUAAAAAAAGUAUUGGUGUCUUUUACCUCCCUGGGUCCUGCACUGCGGUGCCCAAGGUAUCUGCUAGAUAUCUUGGCGGAAACACAUCCCAGUUGCACACUUUCCUACACUCAAACCCUCAAUAAAAGAACACACAACACUAUAAUCUUAGAUCCAAUUGAUAAGAUAUAAUUGCCCACUUAAACAUACAAAGCCCGGUACCAUCCAUCCCUUAGGAACAUUGAUAACCUGUAAAUACACAGAGCAGAAUCUUAACAUCACCUGCCUCUGUCUCCCUUUCUCCUACUCUCCUCCUCUUCCUUCAAACUUCUCUCUCGACCAUCCUUCCUUCUCCUCCAAUGACAGGCCUCCUUCUAUCCUGUACCUGCCCCUCACCUGUACUUUACAAAUACAAUGGGGAGGUUCUGGUGAAGUCACCCGAUUCCUGAGUACUGACUAGGCAGCUGUCCUUGGGGCAGUGGAAUUAGCAUCCAAAUACAGAUAACUUCAGGGCAAACCACAACAGAGGGAGAUGAUGGAAUCCCCAGUUCCUCUCCUCUUACCCAAUUUGUAGCAAACCCUGCAAGACUGUGGUGAGAGUUUGGACUAGAGAAAUAGAUUCUAAGCACAGCAAGUCUGCUUAGUAAAUACUUUUACUUAUUUAUUUUUUAUUUGUUAUUUCUCAGUAUGUAGGUAUGUGUGUGCCGCGAUAUGCAUGUUGGAAGUCAGAGACAUAUUGGGAGACUUUCUCCCCUUCCAUCUUGUGGGUUCUGGAAACUGGACCCCCAUUGUCAGACAAAGGUCAUUAUCUGCUGAGCUGUCUGGAUGGUUCCUCUCAGUUUAUACUCUAAAAAUCCCUGCUGUGAAGUUGGGGGUGGGGUGGGGAGCAAGAUGGGAAAUCAGUUAGGAACUUUUCCUGUGGUCCAGACCAGGAUUCUUGAUGGUUGUUGCAAGCAGGCUGGGGAGGUCAGGUUCUAGAUGUGUUUUUGAGGUAGAACCAAUAGAAUUUAUUAAUGGGAGGAAUGUGGAGACUAAGGAAGGAGGAGUCCAGUGUGACUCUGGGCUGUUGGGUCUGAGCUUACAGGUAGAUGUCAGUGCUCUUGGGAGAGGUUAGGAUUAGGCUCCUGGAACCCUGGCAUUGAGGGUAGAUGGGAUUGGCUAGCCAGGGAGUAUGUAACCCUAAAGUUAGUUUUUAGGGUUGUAUCUUGAAGGCUUACCAGGGCAUUUUGGCCAGACUUGAGGCAGGGUUUAUAUAUGACAAAGAUGGGUGGGAUCCAACUUUCCAAUCAAAUAUUUAAAAGGAAAUUUUAAAUUACAGCUUUAACUUGAAGGCAAUGUUUCUAUGUUAGUCCCAGGGGCUAAACUCAAGUUGUCAGGCUUGGUAGAGGGCACAUUCACUCACUCAGCCAUCUCAUGCAGGCUUUGGAAAAAAAGGAUUUUUAGUAUUGAGAACCUAAAAUAUCUUCAAACCAUGGUUUUAGUUGUCCUGUCCUUUUAAAAGGUAAGCAUUAUUUUCUCUAAAUGAAUGCUUAUCAAAAACCCAAUCUAUGAGGUAAUUUAAUUAUUCUGACAAGCCCAGGUCAUCUGUGUUUGGCUUUUCCUUUCUUAUUUCUUUUUUCCUGUCCUGUCUCUCCAGGUGUUCUCACAAUAGCAACAAAGAUAUCUUCUUCCCACUUACUGUUGGAUUGAUGUUGGAAAUCCUGUGGGUACGGAUUCAUUCCGUUCACUUAAAAAGAUCUUACUCUCCUAAAACACAAACCUCACAGAGAAAAGCACAGCACAGGAGGGCUUAAUUAUUGGUCCCCACACAUCCUUAGGACACUGACAGAACUGCACUUACCUGCUUCUUUUCUUUUUUAACCCGACCACUGGAGUCAACUUUGGUGUCUCAGGAAGGCUGCUGGAUCAUGAUGUUUCUCAAUGAGAGGACUGGGCGGAGUUCUGUCACUUUCCAAUUUCACUGGGUCUGUGGACAGCCAUGGGACCUGCCAGUGUUCUGUUUCCCUGCCGGACACCACUUUUCCUGCUGACAGAGUGGAGCGCUUGGAGUUCACAGCUCACACCCUUUCUCAGAAAUUUGAGAGAGAGUUUUCUAAGGUGAAGGAGUAUGUCCAGCUAAUAAGUGUGUAUGAGAAGAAGCUCCUGAACCUGACUGUCCGAGUAGAGGUCAUGGAGAAGGACAGCAUUUCUUAUACAGAACUGGACUUUGAGUUGAUCAAGCUAGAAGUGAAGGAGAUGCACAAACUGGUCAUACAGCUGAAGGAGAACUUUGUUGGAAGUACAGAUAUUAUUGACAUGCUUGAAGUGGAGAUAAGGAAUAUGACUCUCCUGGUAGAGAAGCUGGAGACGCUAGACCAAAACAAUGUCCUUAGCAUUCGCCGGCAGAUCUUGGCUCUGAAGACCAAGCUGAAGGAAUGUGAGGACUCUAAAAGUGGCCUUGUGCCUGCCACACCCCCUCCUCCUGCUCCUGGAAGCUGUAGCCAUGGCGGUGUGGUGAACAUCAGCGCUCCUUUUGUGGUUCAGCUCAACUUUCAAGGGUUUAAUUAUAAAUAUGGUGCCUGGGGCCGAGAUUACUCUCCUCAGCAUCCAGAGAGAACCCUGUACUGGGUGGCACCUUUGAAUACAGAUGCCAGGGUUCUAGAGUAUUACAGACUUUAUGACUCACUGGAUAAUCUGUUACUCUAUUCACAUUCCAGACAGUAUCGGAUUCUCUAUGGCCAAGGGGGUGGUACAGUAGCAUUCAACAACAGCCUGUAUGUGAAUUGGUACAAUGGGAGAAACAUUGCCAAAAUUGACCUAACUACCAAUGGAGUCACUGUGAAUCAGCCCCUCCCUCAGGCUGCCUACAAUAACCGCUUUUCAUAUGCUAAUGUGAAUUGGCAAGACAUUGACCUUGCUGUGGACGAGCAAGCACUGUGGGCAAUUUAUGCAACUGAGGCCAGCACUGGUAACAUAGUGAUUAGUAAGCUCAAUGAUACCACUCUUGAGGUGAUAAGCACUUGGGUUACCAAGCAGUACAAGCCAUCUGUUUCUAAUGCCUUCAUUGUAUGUGGAGUUCUUUACGCUACUCGCACUUUGAACACCAGAACAGAAGAGAUCUUUUACUACUAUGACACAAACACACAGAGGGAAGGCAGUCUAGCCAUCACAAUGAGAAAGAUGCAGGAAAGAAUUCAGAGCAUUAAUUAUCAUCCCUAUGACCACAAACUUUAUGUCUACAAUGAUGGUUAUCUUUUGAACUACGAUCUUGUCUUCUUACAGACACCUAAGCAACCUGUCUAAGUGUUAGGCACUUAACUAAGUGAAGGAGGAAUGAAAAGCUUGUUGGAAAUUGUUUUCUCCACAUGUUUAGAUAUCUGCAGGGAAGUCUAGGAGUGUGUUUCUUUAGGCAUGGUGUUAGUAGAGAUAGUUCUGUCUCAAUUUGAUUUCUCUUGGGAACCAUCAUCUUCUUUGGAUAGAUUUAACAACUGAAAUAAGGUCUUUCCAGGUAAGAUUCUCAGAUGCUAGGGAUACUAUGAGUCUAAUGAAGUUUCUAGUGAGGUGAAGUCUAGAAGUUAAAGAACUUAAGGGGAACUCAGUGUGAAUUCUGGGAAUCCUUUCUCUUGAAGAAUUUGCAUGGUAACCAGUCAACCUACCACAUAGGACCAUUGAAUUGUACAUGUGGAAAGGACACUGGGGCUUAAUUAGGUAGGUCAUCAUCAGAAGGUCAACAUGAGAUCAAAUACUUAGCUUUGUUUUCCUCCUGGCUCCUGGAACCUGUUUUGUGUACCAGAUAGUUACAUUUGCCAUCUUAAAUGGUACCUGUUAUAUGUUUUGAAUUUUCUGGAGAAUUGGCCUAUUGUACAGGGAAAUCAGUCCAGGAAGACUUUUCAGAUGCUGUACUUGGCUUUUCUUUUCUCUCAUUCUUCACCUACAUAACUCAGUAGAACCCUUUACCUCAUAAUUCAGGUUCCAAGGCAGACGUAAAAUUAGAAGCAGACUUAACAACAAGCACCUUUCUCUUACUGCUUAUGUGUUUUUCUUAAACAUUGACUAGUUUUUUUUAUGAAACGUGCAUAAAAUCAAUUAACUUUCUUUUGUGUUAUCAUGCAAUAUUGGUUUAUGUAAUUACAAGACUGUAAAAAAAACCAGUUGUCAGUGACAUAAUGGCAGUAUUUCUAGUUAUAUAGUAAAGAUUGUGGAGUAAGUUGUACUGGUUUCUCUCUUUAAGUCUGGAAUUUGCAAGAAAGUGAAAUUUUAUACAUAUAAACAUUUAUAUAUAAAAAUAAUAUAGAAAAGUACUUUGUAGUAUCUGCUUAAUCAAUGCACUGCUUGAGAACAUGCUAAGUGCAAAUGCUAUGGUGGCUUUGGAUGGUUCUACCAUAUGGUCUUGGCUAUUGAUGUUCAAAUCCUAAUCUUAAAAUUCUGUCUUCCUAUUUUUUUUAAAUAAACUAUUAAAGAGUGAACUGAACUAAAGAA